Messenger RNA from Rotaria socialis, 711 nucleotides. The record is from the annotation of a GenBank genome assembly. NCBI's taxonomy places the organism in Eukaryota, Metazoa, Rotifera, Eurotatoria, Philodinida, Philodinidae.
AUGGCAUCGCUUACUAAGCAGAAAGAAAAUGAAAUAGCGGUGGUAUACAAAGAGAAGAAUGGUAGUCAGAAAAUAUGGCAUACACUACUUUGUCCUUAUGAAUCUGCUCCUUGGUCAAUAUUAUAUACAGAUAUGAAUCAAAAAAAGAUCGCAGAUUUGGGUUGGAGAACAAUUGAAUACAGAAAUCAAAACGGAGGGAUGUCAAUAUUUUCUGGUUCUGGCAGUAAUCCACCAAAGGAAAUGCUGGAUUUGCUAAGUUCAUAUGACGACUUUGCCGUUGAUCAUCACACGAUCAAUUCGAAGACUCAGAAAGAGAUUCGAAUAUGUACGCUGAAUAACCUAAAUAUACACGAGCAGCUUGGUUUUGGAUUUCACUAUCAUAAACAACAGCGAUUUCAUUAUAUUCUGUUGACUGCUCAUGAUCAUAUUAGUUUGGCUCAAUUGUCUGGUCUACGAAACUUUGACCGUAUCAUAGAAAUGAACGAUAAGAAUGUCGAAGAUAUUGUCGGAUGGGAGCAACUUCAAGAACAGUUCUGCUCUUUGAUGAAUCGAAAUCCUAACGAUCCAAUUAAAUUUACCAUGCUUGAUCCCAACUCUUACAAUAGUUAUAAGCAGUCCAAUAAGACUUUAUCGUCAUUUUUUUCUGAGAGAAUAUUUGUGGAACCAAUUCAAAUGAAUGGUACGUCUUACAGAUGCAUUCACUAUUUGUAA